This is a messenger RNA of Stegodyphus dumicola, 1829 nucleotides long. RefSeq names its product cytochrome P450 4V2-like. Lineage: Eukaryota; Metazoa; Arthropoda; Arachnida; Araneae; Eresidae. Gene Ontology annotation, molecular function: heme binding; iron ion binding; monooxygenase activity. The record is from RefSeq and is a predicted model, not a curated record.
UAUUUUUUUUCUUACACUCCGUGUAAAAUCUCUGUUAUUCUAAUUACAUCUUUAUAUUCUGUGAUGGGGAUGCUACUUCUGCUUCUAUAUUUAGCUCUUCUUGUGACCAUUCUGGCUGUUACUUGUAUUCUUCUAGCUCACCUCUGGUUUCGAAUAUCCAUGACAGCCAAGAACUUCGAAAAUUUUCCCACAUAUGGUGCAGCAAACCCUCAGUUGGUUUUCUGGAAGCAAUAUUGGCAAUCACGAAAUUUCAAAUCAGACCAGAUUCCCAUUUUUUCGAAUUUGUUAGAACUUUUAAGUGCGGAAGCGUACAUAUUCCAGCGUGAAGGCGUAUUUCUAAAAUGGUUUGGUUUCACUCCAUACAUUUUCAUUUAUAAAGCGGAAUACAUCAAGGAGGUGAUUAACAGCCGAGUUGCUGAUGACAAAUCUAAGGAUUACGUUGCUUUUGAACCUAUUAUGGGAACUGGUUUAGUUACCAGCAAUGGCAAAAAAUGGCGAAAUAGAAGAAAAUUAAUUCAACCAUGCGUUCAUAUGAGAAACUUGAGCAAACUAAUUCCCAUAUUCAAUGAAUAUUCGCUGGUGCUUGUGGGAAAACUGAAGGAAAAAGUAAACGAACCAUGGAUUCACGCUGAAGAUAUGAUCAUUGCCUGUGCAGUGGAUAUUAUCUUUCGUACUGCAAUGGGAAUUCGGGUUGGUGCUCAAGAGAGAUUUCAUGAAAUUUCUGAAAUUCUCGUAGUUGGAGAAGAAUUAACGAAGCUCAUGAUAGACAGACUCUCCCACCCAUGGCUUUGGUACGAUACCAUAUUCUACUGUACUUCCGCAGGUCGUAAGUUUCAAAGAGCUGAGAACAAGUUACGUAAUGUCGUUAGAAAGGUAAUCCAAGAAGGGAAGGAAAUUUUGGAAGCAAAAGAAAGACAUAUUAAGCUUGGUCAAUAUUCUGAAAAUAAAAACAAAAUAUUUUUCGAAAUAUUAUUGGAAGAACUUGCUAAGGAUAAAAAUUUUACAUACAAUGAUAUUGUGGAAGAAUCUAUUACCUUCAUAUAUGCAGGAUUUGAUACAUCAAGCUCUGCUUUAAACUGGGUUCUUUGCCUAUUAGGCCUACAUAGCGACAUUCAAGAUAAAGUAUUCCAAGAAUUAUAUUCCAUAUUUGGAGAUGAUAAAACAAGAGAGGUUACGAUUCAUGAUGUGAAGAACUUGGUAUAUCUAGAACAAGUUAUUAAGGAAACUUUGAGACUAUACCCAUCGGUACCCAUCAUAGGGAGAGAAAACAAGGAAGUUAUUAAAAUCGGAAGCUACGUUGUUCCACGUGGCAGUCGAAUCGGUAUUUUAAUCAAUAUGCUUCAUAAAAACCCUGACAUGUUCCCUAAUCCGGAAAAAUUUGAUCCGGAAAGAUUUUCUCCAGAAAACUCGUCGGAAAGAGAUGCGUUUUCCUACUUGCCCUUCUCGUGCGGAGCUAGGACUUGCUUAGGUUCCACAUUUGCAAUGAUCCAAAUGAAGAUUAUUUUAGCCCACGUUCUUCGGAACUUCAGCGUUACAACUCUGGAUCCAUUGGAUAAGAUAAACAUUAUGAUGACGUUGACCCUAAAGUGUUUGAACCCACCGCGUCUGCGUUUCUCUUCUCAUGCAUGACUAGCUCCUGUUAAUUAGAUGUGAUGUUAGUUAUAAUGCAUUGCAAUUCCACCAGACAUUCUAUUAAACACUUAAUUUAAUUCUUAGUGUAGAAACACUUUAAAACGUUUUAUAUUUCGUGAGUGUAAAUUGACGAAUAUUUUUAACUCAAACGAUGCUAAUAAUUCCGAAAGUUUUCUUAUGCAUUGUCCUUAACGGAA